Molecule: messenger RNA, 7976 nt
Organism: Anastrepha obliqua
Lineage: Eukaryota; Metazoa; Arthropoda; Insecta; Diptera; Tephritidae
Gene: pps
Exons: 14
Coding region: 393-7403 (2336 amino acids)
Biological process (GO): DNA-templated transcription
Cellular component (GO): nucleus
Molecular function (GO): protein binding
Source: RefSeq, a predicted model, not a curated record
UCUCCGGUGAAAAUUGCGCGUUUGUGAGUUCCACGAUUGUGUGUUCAGAAAGAAAAUUAGGUAUUUUUCAUGAAAUAAUUGGAAUUAAAACCAUAAUUUGACUCGGAAAAUUAUAGCUAGUGCUCGUUUACACUUUUAUUUAGAUAUUUGUAAGAUAAGUGAGCCGGUACAAGUAAAAUAUUCGCAUAUUUUGUGGUGCCCUGAAAGUGUUUUUUUCUCUUCUUUCAAUUUUAUUCUUCGCUAUAGUCCGAAAUUUUCUUACUUUAUCUUGCUUCGAGCUUUCGCAUUUUUUUGUUUAUUGCAUUUAUAUCCAGUGCUUUUCGGCCUAUCGGUCAAGAUGGCAUAAAAAUGAAUACAAACAUUUGAAGAAGACUUGAUAUAAAAUUGCACCAAUGUCGAGUUCGGUAUUUAUUGAAAGUUGUGCCAAGCCCUUAACGAGCGGCGUAGGAUCUGAAAAUGAUGUUGCUGUUUCAGGUUCACCUAACUCGAACUUGGUUGUGGUGUAUGGAAAAAAAGGUGUCAACUUUGAUCAGCGAGGAAUAGAGAAUCUUAUUGAGGAAAAAACACUCUCUUCAAUCAGUGUUAUACGGUUGACUUCACCAACACCUAGUAUGAUAGAUGAAGAAGAAGAAGCAGAGAGGACGGAAGAACUCUUGCGUAGACAAGCUGAAGGUUUGUCUGACGACGAAUCAAAUAGAAGUAGCAAUAGGAACAGCUCUAGCACAGAUGAGUGUGCGGAGAAUACUGGAAGUGAAGAAGUUCAUACAGCGGAUGAUGAAAAGAGUGAUUGUGACGGUGAAAACUCUACUGAUAAUGGGAAAUCAGAAUGCCGUAAGAAGACGCGAAGGAAUAGGCGUAAAAUGCGCACAGUAACCAAAAUCCACAACAUUCAAAAUAAACUACGCAAGGAACGUCCAGAUAUUGUUGGUCUAACUGUAGAAGAGUUUUAUCCGCCAGUAUCUGCAAAGGAAAUGGUUAAAGAAGCUUUAAAGCUUGCAGGAGUACCUACAUUUAAGCGCACUGCUGAUUAUGAAUUUCAACUAUAUGUUAUUAAAAACGAUCAUUGUUACACUCCCUUUACGUCGCCAGCCCAAAUGAAGGCUAAGCUUGCAGAGAAAUAUAAGGCAGAAAAACACGCAGUAAUCGGGCGAAAAAUAAUUCCACACACAGCGAUAACUAUGAAGCAAUUACAACUGAAGAAGAAAGUUGUACCUGUUGCCAAUGACUUCGCUGAACAGUCCACACUGCAUUCUGUGAAAGACCAAAAUAUAAAAGUCUUGAAUAAAAUACCUUCAUUGCCCCACAAACAAGGCGAUACAGAUGGACUUGUAGAAGGUGACACUGAAGCACAUAGCUCAACAGCAGAAUCUGACAUUGACAUACUCAGUGAAGAAUCUGGGGAUACCGAUAAUGAUCGCGAUAGUGACUUAGACUUCAACGUUAACAAUAGGAAAGGUCGCAAGAAAAAAGAUCUUGUAUCUAAAGCAAAACGAUUGUCUGCUGGAAAAGUAUGUGUUAAGCGUCUCUCACAACCACAAGACGACGAUGAUCAACGUAAUAAAAACAUACGACCAGUUACUGGCAAUAUUUCCAUCCGUUCAUGCAAAAUAGGGACACCUUUAAAAACAGCUGGUUGCGCCCCUAUUGCAGUACAAAAAUUGCUUUCAGACGCUGUUGCUGCUCUACCUCCCAUUCCGAAACGACCCGUAACAGCACAAAUAGAAGAUAAUGCUUUAAAUCCUGUGCCACGACCACAAGCAAUGCCAAAUGUCAUUCGUAGAGGGCCUAUCAUAGAAGUCGGUGUGCAAAAGGUACCAAACGUUCGCAAACAGUUGCUAACAUCACCACAAUCUGUAAAAGAAAUUGUUAUAAAUAAGGUUAUGGCUAGCCCAAAAAGAGGAUUCACAGAAAUAGGUGAAUUGCUUGCCCAAACGGAUAAGCAAAUACCAACCAGAACUGCUCCCAGUACUCCGACGAGUAGCACCAAGAAUACACAGUUGAUGGUUGUCCCAUCGCCUUCAAAAGGAUUUAUGCCAUUAGGAGUUGAAACUGCUGCAAAGAACAAGCUGCCUGCUCAAAUUUCAAUUCAAACCCACCAAAGCUCGUCCGAAUUAGCAGCAAAAAGUAACAUCUCCAUGGAAGCACAAUCAAGUGGUCAUCCCGAUACUCUCCCAUCAAAUAUAUCUGCAAUACAGUGCGUGCAAAAGGAACAAAGUUCUUCAGAGUUAGCUGCAGAGCAAUUUGAUCUCAUCGUUUCUAUUGUAAAAGGCGAAAUGCAAAAAACUGCCGCUGUGGAGGCCUCAAAGUCAAAUGAAAACAUACCAAAAUUGGUUAAAAUGUUAGAGAAUGCCGAACAUACGCUGGAAUCAAAUGGCCCACAAACUAAAAUGGACAACAAUCUCACCAAUUUUGGCUCGUCUGCAGAAACCAAUGUAGAUGAUAUUGACAUCUCUAACGCGCCUCUAUUAGAAACACCCGAUGAUUUCCCUGACGAUUUACUGCAGCAUGUUGUGGAUCUUAUUGAAGAUGAUGAAACGCUACAAGAGGCUGUUGAAAAGCAAGUGUUCGGUGGAGAUCAUAACGAAGGAAUUCCGUGUGCUGGUUCCGUGUCUGCUACGUCGACCAGAUCUGUUGCGUCUUCUACAGUUCAAUCACACACAUCUGAAUCUUUUGGUCCUCUGGAAACGAAUCAACCUAAGAGCAUUAUUGAAAUGGCUAUAUCUAACAUACCAUCGGUUUCGUCGGCACCCAGCAGUACAGUCAGUCACGCUGUUCGUGUGACUAAUAUUCAAACUUUGAAGACAGCACCGCCACCGGCGGUUCGUAAAGAGCCUAUUCAAAUUGUGCGGGGAAAUGGCCGAGUUAUCACGUUGCCUCCAAUUGAAGCACCAACUACUCGUGCAAAGCGCAGGGCUCAAAAUCAGCCCGUGACAGCAAUUCAUGGUGUGUGUGCAAACUCAAGUACGAUUUUGAAUGAGUCGUCCAUGGAUGGUUCCCUGCAAUCUAAUUCUUCAAUUACCAUUUUUGAGCACAUACCUCCAGCGACUAUUGAGAAGAAACCCGAAACGACAAAUAAACGACGGGUUUCAAAAGAGUCUGGAACUGCUGGCACAGUUUCCAGCAAGACUAAAAAAUCCACAGCUUCUGCAAAGAAAAGUGCAGCGGCCAAAACUAUUGCGGGUAAAUCUGGAGCGGAAGAAGAAGCUUCUGGUUCUCAAGAAGAUGACGAUGAUCCAAAUAGGCUUUGGUGCAUAUGCCGACAGCCGCAUAACAACAGAUUUAUGAUUUGCUGCGAUGUUUGUGAAGAUUGGUUCCAUGGUACUUGUGUGAGCAUCACAAAAGCGAUGGGAAUAGAUAUGGAGCAGAGAGGCGUUGAUUGGACCUGCCCUAAAUGUGUAAAACUACAAGAGGAAAAGAAGCAAAGAAAAAUCACUGACAUGCUCUUUCCAAAGGUUUCAUCUACUGAAAAGCACGAACAAUUGGAAGUUGAUGCCAGAAAUGAAGAAACGACAAACUCAUCUUUAGAUACCAGCUGCGCAAACAUCACUGCUUCAUCUAUUGAAAAGUCAAAUUGGAUGGAAACUAAACAAACGAUUGAGACACCAAAAACUCAGUCAGAACAAGUCCCCCCUAUUAAACUAUCAUUAAAGAAGGGCGUGGCAGCAGCAAAAGCAGCAACGAGUUCCCUGAAGAAGAAACAGGCUUCGAAUGCAAAGCGCAAAGGAUUAAAUACGCCAAUUUCACAAACUAAGAAACAAAUUCCCUUUUCACAGCAGGAACCGAAGCAUGAUUCCACAAAAUCACCUUUAGCAAUUCAACCUGUGAGCAGUCUACAGCAAACGCAGAGAGAUUUUCAAAAGUCGGCAACAACCGAAUCAAUGUCAACUGACCCGCAUACUUUCUGCAUUGUGUGCAAGAAAAUGGCGCGACAAAAUUCAAUAUAUUGCAGUGAUGACUGUAUUCGAAAGCAUGCACAGAAUGCUCUCAAUGUAUUUGCAGCAGCUUCUGCAGCAGCCAAGUUUCCAGAGCCAACAGUUGCUUCUAGCAGCAAUGAGGAAGCUGCCUUAAAGAAAAAGAAAGCAAAAGGUCUAUUUGAGGAUAUCCUUUCUAUGGCAGACCGAAAGCCGAAAGUUGAACGGGUGCAUGUGAUUGACCGAAAAAGUGGACGUGUACUAACUGGGAGCAAUGCACCUACAACUCUCAAUCUUAAGAAAUGGCUUCAAGAAAACCAAACAUUUGAGGUAGUGCAACCAGGAAGUUCCCAAGCUCAAGAAAUUGAAAAGAAACAAAAGCAGCGGCUUCCCCCACUAUUAUCUCCUGUAAUAAAUUCUACUGUGGGCAAACAUAUCCCACAAUCACCACAAAGUGCACAGAUUGCGCAAAUAACUCCUCAUGUUACACCUAUUGCCAAAACAGCCCAGUCGCAAAAGGAAUGUGAGAUCACCGCACAAAUGCAAAAGCCGGCAAAACUCUUCAUUGAACAAAUAGUGAAAACAGCUCCAAAUAGUCCUCGACCUGGUACACCCAAGCAACUACAAAAGUAUCCACAACAAGUUUCUAUUAAACCAGAUAAGGUCCCACGUAGCGAUUCAAAAGAAGAUACAAAGGAAAGAAAGGAAAAAUCAUCAAAACAGCGACCAUCAGUUGAAACCGUCGUCAAAAAGCAUUCUGAUACUGUGGCAUCUGUAAGCACUAAUUCGGAACCUAUUCGCUUGAAUGUUCGCCGAACUCUAAAAGAACAAUUGUUGCAACGAAUGAAUGAAUCUGAAAGUGAAAAUGACAGCAAUUUGCCAAAACUAAGUAUAGAGGAGAUAGAGAAAUUUGUUUUUGAAACAGAAGCUGAAAUGUACGAAUACUUCAGUCGAGACACCGGAUCUCGAUACAGGGCUAAAUAUCGUUCGCUAAUGUUCAACAUUAAGGAUAGAAAGAAUCACACCCUUUUUGCGAAGAUCUGUACAAAAAUAAUACAGCCCAAGCAAUUAGUACGAAUGUCACCGGAGGAGUUGGCGAGCCAAGAAUUGGCAAAAUGGCGCGAAAACGAAGCCAAACAUCAAUUAGAAAUGAUAAAGAAAUCAGAACUUGACUUGCUUUCUUGCGCUAAAAAUUACGUUUUAAAAACACACAAAGGAGAGGAAGUCAUAGAGGGCAAACUAGAGGAUUGUGUUAAUUUGGAUGUAACCAUUCCCGUUGAAGAUGUGGUGUCUGUGCUAAAUAGCUCCGUUGUGAGUAGUAGCAGUUCUGUAGGUGAAAGAGCCAAAGCUGAUAUGGGAGCAAUCUCUUUGUCCUUUGACCACUCACAAAGUGAUGCAAGUCGUUUGGAUGAGGAAAAACAAAAGAAUCACUCGAAGGAGAAGGAUAGGGAACGUGACCGGGAUCGGGACUGUGAGAGGGAACGUAACCGUGAACACGGUCGAGAUCGUGAACACUAUCAUGCGCGUGCACGUUCUCACGAUAGCGAUCACAGUCGCGAAAAGCAGCGAAAAAGCAAAGACCGCCAUAGAGAUAAAACAAGAUCAAGGAAACGUAGUAGAAGCCACACUCGAAGUCGCAGUCGGAGCCGAGAGAAACGGCACAAAAGUUGCCACAAGGAGGAAAAACGAGAGAGAGAGGACCGGGAGCGCGAGAAAGAUAAGUUUAAAGAGAAAGAACGUGAACGCGAUCGUGAUCGUGAUACUCGACAACAAAAAGAUGAAUUUGAUAGUAAAUUGAUUGAUAAAACUGCAACUUCAAAUAUACCAUUGGUUGGAAACUCCAAUAAGAAUAACGUAAUUAGCAGCGGUAAAGACAAAAGUAGCAUAAAACCCGCAACUACUUUAAAACCAAUUGAAGCUUACAGUUUAGUAGAUCAAAUACUAGAAUCUACCAAAACGGUAGAGGAGGCGGCAAAUUUAAUAAGUGAAAAAGAAAAAUUAAAGGAGAAAGAAAGAGAAAAGCUAAAGAAGGAUUCUAGCAGACAAGCCACCACACCUCCUCUCCCUACAUCGUCAGUAAUUCAAUUUGUGUCUGAACACAAUCACUCAUUUUCCAGUGGAAGCACAACUGAUGAUCAAGAGCCAACCAGUACCGUAUCCAUAGCUACACCACCACAAGAUCCAUACAUACGUUAUGCCGAUGCUGACUCUCCAACAAUGAGUGGAAAUGUAUCUACUUCUGGCAUUUGGAGUGGCAACAUUAAUAUGGUAGACGUUGCAACGUUCCAGAUUGUUCUACAAGCAGUUGUAGGGAAUUCGCAAAAUCUUGGAGCCUUAUUACCCGAAGAAUUAGAUGUGGUUGGUCGCAUUGGGCCUGACACUGUUUGGGAAUAUAUAUCGAAAAUCAAGAGAAGUCCUAACAAGGAGAUCGUCAUUAUACGUCUUAUUCCUGCUACGGAGUCAGAAACUGCAGCUUACAAAGUUUUAUUUCAAUAUCUUGAAAAUAGAAAUCGUUUGGGUGUUAUAAACACUGUAUCGCCACAGAUUAAGGAUUUCUACAUAUAUCCAUUGGGAGCGGGAAAGACAAUGCCUUCAGUGUUGUUACCAGCUGAAAAAAUAGAAUUCUAUGAAGAUCCUUACAGGCCGGAUAUAUUGGUCGGUGUUUUAGUGAGAAUCAUUGGAAAACGUCACUCGGCUGUGCAAAUUAUUUCGACAUCCUCAUCAAACUCAAAAUCCUAUCGCCGUGGAACUGACACCGACAGUUUUACGCCGCCUGGAAGUCCGAAAAGAAAGCGGCGUAUGCAUGCAUCCACACCAAAAGUUGAUGAAAUUGACGUAGAUGCUAUAAUAAAAGCACCAAUCACUACAAAGUCACACAAAGCAUCUACAAUACCAUCAACAGCUGCAACAGAUGAUGCUGAUGAGCCAUAUUCACCUGGAGGAAGUUCUGAAGAUGAUACUCCCAUAACGUCGAAAAUGGCUGCAAGAUCCGAUGACGAUGAUCUAAAACGCAAAAUGGAAGAACUAAAUCGACAAAUUGCUGCACAAGAAAAGGAGAUAGCUGGAUUGCUGAAUGUGGAAUCAACGUGUUUUGCAACUACAUCAUCAUCUAAGACUUCCGCAGUUUUGGCAAAUAUAUCGAUACCUUCAAAUCUUUCGCAAAUACUUGCUAGCAUAAAGGGCAAGCCGGAAGCUGGGCAAAUGCAAUUCUCUACAACUUCAAUCAAGUCUCAAUCAUCCGUUACUCACGCUACAACAAAAACUCGUAGUAAUUCGGUUGAGGAUGAGGAAUACAACCCUGAGUUGGUUUCUUUUGAAAAAAGCACAAAACCGACGGCUAAAUCAACCAGUCGUUUAGCUCAGUUAAGCGAAGCAGAACUGCUAAGCAUGGUUCCUGACGAUAUGAUAGAUACUCCGCCGGCUCAAAAAUCUCUGCCAUCUUGCACAGAAAUAAAAACGCAUUUUGAGGAGCCACCACCACCUGGCGUUUGAAUUAUGAAACACACAUAAUUGCACUUGCCCUCAUGAAUGAUGAAAGCAGCUCAUGCGUGUUUAAUGAUCACCUUUUUAUUUUAUGUACAUUUAUUCGAAUUAUCAAAUUAGUCAUUAGGAUAAUUGCGUUAAAUUAUGCAUUACUCAUACUUGUAUGUAUAUGAAAAUCACCAGCUAUUCAUUUGUGGACUUAAGAAUUUACACCAUUCUCAAUUGCUAAUCAUUUAAUUACACAGGGUUGUCGUAAAUUGUUAUUUCACCAAGCAAAAGUAAUUAACAUGCGAUGACAAAAAUAAAGGAGGACGGAUAGGACCUGAGGUCCUAAGAUUCCAUGCAAAUAGAUGCAUCUUUGUUAUCACCUUCUGGUUUAGAGCUUUCGUUAAGGUUGCUUUCAAAGGAACUGGGUACUAUUUAGUACCAAUAGUGCAAAGUUCGGGCACUUCACAGAUAAACGUGUGUAGAUUAUAUGAAAUUUUAUAUUAUAUAUGUUCUUACUUAUGCUCUAAUAAUAAUUCAUUUGUAGUUGUAUAAUAGAAACACUGCUUGUAAAAUAUAAAUAAAGUAAAUGCAAAA